This is a messenger RNA of Hypomesus transpacificus, 3571 nucleotides long. RefSeq names its product SRSF protein kinase 1b (gene srpk1b). The transcript is spliced from 15 exons. NCBI's taxonomy places the organism in Eukaryota, Metazoa, Chordata, Actinopteri, Osmeriformes, Osmeridae. Gene Ontology annotation, biological process: regulation of mRNA processing; protein phosphorylation; spliceosomal complex assembly. The record is from RefSeq and is a predicted model, not a curated record. Gene Ontology annotation, molecular function: ATP binding; protein kinase activity. Bases 76 to 2142 code for a protein of 688 amino acids.
AGACGCCUGCGCAGUAGCACGUCAAUGCAAGCCGCUCAUUUCCCUGCCACUUGAAUUUCCCAGCCCGCUAACAACAUGGAAAGAAAAGUACUUGCUGCUCAAGCGAGAAAGAAGAGGACAAAGACCAAAAAAACAGGAAAAAGGCCGGAGGCGGCGUUGCGGGGAGCACCCCCGCAACCAGACUCUCCCCUCCCAGAACAGCAGGAAGUCCUGGGCUCUGACGAGGAUGAGCAGGAGGACCCCAAUGACUACUGCAGGGGGGGCUACCACCAUGUGAGUAUCGGGGACCUGUUCAGUGGGAGGUACCACGUGAUCCGCAAGCUGGGCUGGGGACACUUCUCCACCGUGUGGCUGGCCUGGGACAUCCAGGGAAAGCGUUUUGUGGCCAUGAAGGUGGUUAAGAGUGCAGAGCACUACACAGAGACAGCCCUGGACGAGAUCAAGCUGCUCAAAACAGUCAGGAACACUGACCCCAGUGACCCCAGCAGAGAGAAGGUUGUUCAGUUGCUAGACGACUUCAAGAUCUCAGGCGUGAAUGGAACCCACGUGGUGAUGGUGUUUGAGGUGCUUGGUCACCACCUGCUCAAGUGGAUCAUCAAGUCCAACUACCAGGGUCUCCCCCUGCCCUGCGUCAAGAGCAUCAUACGGCAGGUGUUGCAGGGUCUAGACUACCUCCACACCAAGUGCAGGAUCAUCCAUACAGACAUCAAGCCUGAGAACGUGCUGCUGACGGUGAACGAGGCCUACAUCAGGAAGAUGGCCGCCGAGGCCACUGCCUGGCAGCGCUCCGGAGCCCCGCCCCCCUCAGGCUCAGCAGUAAGCACAGCCCCAGCACCCAAACAAAUGGUGAAGAUAUCUAAGAACAGGAAGAAGAAGUUGAAAAGGAAGCAGAGGAGGCAGGCAGAGCUGCUGGAGAAGAGGAUUCAAGAGAUGGAGGGAGCACCUGCGAGAGGCGAGGAGGAGGAGGAGGAGGAGGAGGAGGAAGAGGACACUACAGAAGCCACAGACGGCAGCCUGGCUGAUGCCGGCUCCACACUGCAGGACAUCGCCAGCGCAGACGCCGUGACAGAGAUCUGGAGUCAGGAGGAGAAACUGCCCCCAGACAUGAGGGAGGAGGAGAAGAGGAAGGAGGAGGAGAUCAGGGGCGAGGAGCAGGAGAACAGUAAGGAGAUGAACUGCAAUGGCCACGCACCCCUGGAGAGCAAGAUACCGAGGACCAAUCAGGAGCAGAGAGAGGAGGAGGACCAGCAGAAUGCUAACGAGACCCGGCCUGACCACAAUGCCAUGACCAGCCAGCCCUACCCAGCAUGCAACGGGACAGGUCCUGGUGAUCUGUACGACUCCAUUCCUAUGAGCCCUGACCCUGACAUGGAGGGUAAAGAACCUGGAGGGGAGGAGGAGAGGAAGGAGGAGGGGAGGGAGGAGGCAAUGGAGCUGGAAGGAGAAGCCAGCAGAGAGGACGAGACGGAGAAAUCGAACGCCUCCAUGACAGCAGACAGCCUGCUAGUGAAUCCGUUGGAGCCCCAGAAUGCUGAGGUGCUGCAGGUGAAGAUGGCCGACCUGGGUAACGCCUGCUGGGUGAACAAGCACUUCACAGAUGACAUCCAGACCCGUCAGUAUCGUUCUCUGGAGGUGUUGAUGGGGGCUGGAUACAGCACCCCUGCUGACAUCUGGAGCACUGCAUGCAUGGCGUUUGAGCUGGCUACUGGAGACUACCUGUUUGAGCCUCACUCUGGAGAGGACUACUGCAGAGAUGAAGGUACUGAUGCUACGCACACAUAUACCUACACACUUUCUCGCUGUGUUAAAGUAAUCUCUUCUCUUUAUCCCUUUAUCUCCUCCAUCUCACUCCUCUCACACACAGACCACAUAGCAUUGAUCAUCGAGCUGUUGGGAAAAGUACCUCGUAAGCUCAUCAUGGUGGGGAAAUACUCGAAGGAGUUCUUCACCAAGAAAGGUGAUCUGAGGCACAUCACUAGGCUAAAGCCCUGGGGUCUGCUGGAGGUGUUGGUGGAGAAGUAUGACUGGUCCAGAGAAGAGGCCCAGACCUUCUCUAGCUUCCUGCUGCCCAUGUUGGACCUGGUCCCAGAGAGGAGGCCCACGGCUGCAGAGUGCCUCCGUCAUGCCUGGAUAGCCCCCUAGAGGCCCCUCGCUGCCCUGCAUGCUGCCGCAUCAUGGGGAUUACACAUGAAUACACACACACUUUUAGACAGGAUGAUGUGUAACAGCAGAUACAUGCCCUGUAGAGGGCCUGUGUUUGCACAUCAUGCUCUCAUCACCCCCUUGUAGACACACACAGAGACUGGCUGAUGAACUCAGUUGACGCCCGUCAGUAACUCAGCUACCAGAGGACCCAGGAGCACCAUGUCAUCGUCCUGCCGUCUUUAGUCACCUGCUUGUGUCCCCUGUCUUCUCUCUCUCCAUCAUGUGUUCUAUGUUUCAAUCAGAGAUCCUUCCUCGUAAGUUCAGGCUUGUCAGUUUGAAGAUAUGAGAACGUGAGGCUCUCAAAGGAAAGGCUGGGCUACACACACCCUCAUCAACAGGAAAACACUGUUUGCGACCUCAACAUUAGAAUAUUAGUUAGUUUGUAUUUUUUACAUAAAGAAAUAGGAAACCUCAUUUGAAACCUGAAGAAAGGAGUGUUUUGGUGUGUAGGACUAGGUGAGCAGCUAACUGGGAGGGGAUGCAGGUUGGGUUGUCUCCCUUUUAUUCUGGUCCCUGUCCUCUAGUCCCUGUCCAGAAGUCUCCCUCUAGUCCCUGUCCAGAAGUCUCCCUCUAGUCCCUGUCCAGAAGUCUCCCUCUAAUCCCUGUCCAGAAGUCUCCCUCUAGUCCCUGUCCAGAAGUCUCCCUCUAGUCCCUGUCCAGAAGUCUCUCUCUAAUCCCCGUCCAGAAGUCUCUCUCUAAUCCCUGUCCAUAAAUCUCCCUCUAAUCCCUGUCCAGAAGUCUCCCUCUAGUCCCUGUCCAGAAGUCUCCCUCUAGUCGUGAACAAGGUGUAACAGAGAAUGGCAGGUGUCAGUAAAUUUUUUUUUUACAUGACUGUGUAAACGACAUUUCCUGUAACCGAGGCUUCUCUCCUGAUUAUCCUGGAUGAAGAACACCAGAAGCCACACGUGCGACUGGUUCCCACACGUAUCUUGUACAUGUAUGUAUCAGUUAGCCAAGGUGCUCUGUGUCUGCAGCUUUUCUGAACAGUUUCUAGAAGCAGAUGUUGUCUACUUUCGUUAUAAAGGUUGGGUGUAAAAAAUGAAAACAAUAAUUUUGAAUGACAUUUGUAGAUGCGUUGAUGAGUUUUUGCAAAUUGCUGCAUUUUAAAAGCUUAUUUUCAUACUGUGGCCCUUCCCCCAUCAACAUGCUGUUACAACAGUAUUUGAAGCCAACAAACAAAAAGGAUUGUGCAGAUACUACGGUAUGAAGGUUGUUCACCGCUCUACCAGGAAACAGGCCUCCAGUGGUCCACCCCAACCAUCAGCCUGCUACUGUCUACAAAGCACAACUCUCAUAGUCUCUCUCCCUCUCCUCGCCCCCUCCCUGCAUUUGAUUGUAAAACUAUUAAAACAAAGACCUUUUUCUG